CCGCCCUGGCAGUAGGCAUCGAUCGUUUCCGCUUAUCGCCCGCUUUUAUUCAGUGCCCGUGUUUUUGACCCGCAGAGGGGGUGGGGGGCCAAACUUUCUUGACCCCGCCCUCGCACCCGCGCCGCCAUCGUGUCUACCCCUGGCCCGGCGGGAUUUUUUCGGACCCGUGAUUUCGGCGCCUUUCACCGGGGGAAAUUUCGGACCGUCCCUAAUUUCCGAAACUUCCAGUGCGUGUACGAUCUUCGGAAAGUUUUUUUUCAACCGGACUUUACGAAUCCCUUCCGAAUGACGAUUGAAUUUCUGGUGUCGGUCCCGUAAUCUUAAAGUGCGCUAGUUGUUGUUUCUCAAAGAAGAAGACAUUUCGUCGCAGGGCUUAGUGUUAUCCGCGAACUUUAACCGUAUCCUUCGAUUUAAAAGUGGGGAUGACAUUCGAGUAAAACGAAAUAAAUAAGUAAUGAAGUCUAGUCUUUUUCCUACCCACAGUUCCGUAUUAAGUUUUUAGUUUAAUUUCAUUAUCGUCUGUUACGAGUGCAAAGUAUUUUUGCCCCUGAGAAUCGAAUUAGUUUUAUGUGCCCGAAACAAAGCGAACGGAAAAAUCAACGAAAAUCCUGUUUCGUGUUCCUCAUUUACCGUUCUCCGAUCGCGUAAGUGAUCUCUCGGAAUCAACUUUAACCGUGCUUUGUAAACACUCAUCAAGGAAAAUUAUUGUUUGCCGUUUCGCUGUGUCCUAGAAAACACACCGGUAAGACCUGAUUCGUUCCGUGGCGCAAUUUUAGGAGCAUUCACUUCGCCGAAAAUAAAUAAAACCAAUUUUUCGUCAGCCUAGAUUUCAUCAAGAAAUUUUCCAGCCCCCGAUCGCAUGUGUAAUCCCUCAAAAUCAACUUCAACAAAUACAAUUUUUCUGCAUCACUGUGUCGUGAAAAACAUCCACAGAAUUUGCCACGCUAAAAAUAACUGAAUCCAGUUUUAACCUUGGACUGAAUUUCGUCGAAAUGUCGUUUUAGCAUCCGAACGCAAGAUCCGACAUGCGGAAAGUAUUUUUACAAUUUCAGUGAACAAAUUUCAAUUUCAUAAAGUCUACAAAGGUUUCGGCUCAUACUUAACCUUCGUACGGAAGAGCUGUCGAAAAGGAGUUUUGCGCCGAGAGCUGAAAAUCCAAGUACCCCCAAGACCAGAUUUUAUUCGAAGGUGAUUUUAGCUCCCAAACGCGAGAUUGGUUAUAAAAUGUGGGAAGCAACCGUAUUUUCAUGAUUUUAACUCUUGAGAACUAAGCUUGAAGGGAUUUUUAAUAUCUCUGUACGGAAUAUCUCUGUUUAUAUCUCUGUACGGAAGAGUGUUUGCCCAAUGCUGACGAGCGAAAGGACGGACUUCCCGCGGCUGCAGCGGCAGAGACUCUUCGAGAUCAUCGACACGAUCUCCCGGGAGCGCGAGAUGACCUGCGGCGUGACCUCCGACCCGAGGACCUUCCGCGACGUCCACAGCCCGUCCUCGACGACCGGGAGCGACGAGACUGCCAGUUCCGUCGACGUGGACAACGACGACGAUGACGUGAGUGUCGGCUGCGAGUCGCCGCCCCCGGGGGGCAAGCAACCCUUCGGCAAGCAACCCUUCGGCAAGCAACCCUUCGGCCAGGUCAUCUCCACCAUGAGCCAGAGCCUCAAGUUCAGCAUCGCCAACAUCCUCCGGCCCGAGUUCGGAGGGGCGCCCCUGCGAAGGGCCCCCGCACCGGCGGCGCCCCCCAGGACGGGCAAGUGCUCGCCCAUCGACCUCUCCAAAGAGGCGCCCCUCCCGGCGCCGGCUUCGCCGGCGCCCUCGGCCUCCCCGGAGGCCUCCGCCAAUGAGAACUCGAAGAUGUGGCCCGCUUGGGUCUAUUGCACCCGCUACUCCGACAGACCCUCCUCAGGAAGAAGUCCGCGGACACGGCGCCCGAAACGGAAGGACAAAACGGCGGAAGAGAAGCGACCCCGGACGGCGUUCAGCCUGGAGCAGCUCUCGCGGCUCAAGACGGAGUUCACGGAGAACAAGUACCUGACGGAGAAACGCCGGCAGGAGCUGGCCAACGAGCUGGGGCUCAACGAGGCGCAAAUCAAAAUCUGGUUCCAGAACAAGCGGGCCAAAAUCAAGAAGGCCCGGGGCACGCGCAACCCUCUCGCCCUCCAGCUCAUGGCCCAGGGGUUGUACAACCACAGCACGGUCCAGCUCUCCAAAGAGGAGGAGGAGCACUUGGCCGCCCAGGAGAUGGAAAUGUGAAACUCUAGCCAAAGAUUAUGUUUUGUCUUCGAUGAUUGAAAUGCUUGUCGAGCCCGAACCAGUGGUGAUUCGUCACAGUUGGCAACACUGUUUUUCCUCCAUUUAAAUAUAUGUAGAGUACCUGUAUAGCGAGAGUAUGGACAGAUCGCUUCAUGGAGGGCUUAGGGCCCAAAAGUGCAGCCACCCUUCUAACCAACU
Messenger RNA from Bemisia tabaci, 2448 nucleotides. The record is from RefSeq and is a predicted model, not a curated record. Lineage: Eukaryota; Metazoa; Arthropoda; Insecta; Hemiptera; Aleyrodidae.